Messenger RNA from Parnassius apollo (apollo), 5682 nucleotides. Lineage: Eukaryota; Metazoa; Arthropoda; Insecta; Lepidoptera; Papilionidae. The record is from the annotation of a GenBank genome assembly.
AUGGAAGUAUCAGAAAGUAGUAAUGAUUGUGGAAAUGAUUUACUUCUACUUGAUCGAGUUUUCUUAAGACUUGGAAAUGCUGACAGCGAUGAACAAUUAGAGAGUUGCCUCAACAGAUUUCUGCCACCCGUUAUUCUUAAGUUAUCUUCGCCAUAUGAGCAGGUUCGUACAAAAGUAAUGGAGUUGUUAGUGCACGUGAAUAAGCGUGUAAAAUGCCGCUCUUAUGUUCAGCUCCCUGUGCAGACUUUGCUGCAGCUCUAUAGUGACCCAUCUGCCAAUAGUUUUAUUAUUAAUUUUACCAUUAUAUAUAUAACAAUGGGGUUUCCAAGAAUGCCUCGAGAUAAACAAAUUGCUUUGGCUCCUUCACUGCUUGAAGCCAUUGAAAAUAAACCACAAGGACAUCAGGAUGGGAUAUUAAUGCUUGUGAUGCCUCUAUUGGGUGAUAUUAAGGAAUCAGAUCUGAACUUGAAGGAAAAACCUAAAGCAUCAGCAUUAAUACUGAAAUUUGCUACUGAUGUACUACUUCUACCUUACAGAGCGCUACCAAAUGCAGGAGAGAGCGACUUUCAAGUACCGCCCGGCAUGAGCAUGAAGACAUACAAAAGGAUUGUGGACAAAAAUCAGUUAAAUCCCAAUCAAUUAGAGGAGAUGAAGUUAUCCAUAGUGAAUUUUAUCAGUAAGGAUAUUUUCAAUAUGAAUGAUAUUCUGUUGACGCUCAUUGUGGCCGCGGCUGACUCAAGAUUCAGUGUUGCCAACCACGCGAACAGUCCUCUGAUCAGAGUUAAUAGUUCCGUGGAUUGGUCCCAGGCGUCUGUCGUGGCGCCUUUAUAUUCCCUGUAUUUAGGAACGUGGGGCGGCUUGAAAGUACCGCCGGAUGAUCGCAAGGUACCUGCUUGCACCAGAUUACGUUUAAAGUUAAUCCAAUACUUAAACAAGGCUACUGGUGCAGCUAUCAUGUUCCCGCAUUGCGUACAGGUUGUGUUUUCAUCAUUGUUUGACCCUAACACAAACUCCCGUCUUCGGAAUAUGGCAUUAAUGUUUUUAAUAAACGUUAUUAAUAACGGAGACGAGGUACAGUUGAAGAAGGUAGCUACGGUGUUCUUACAAGGAUUACUCAAACUAAUCAGAUCUGACGAGUAUGCGGAACAUCAGCCCAAAGCUUACAUGUGCUUAGGGCGUUUGGCAAUGAAGUGCCCAGAGAGUAUAAACAGACAGUUCUCUUUAUUGGAGGAGUUGGUUAAAAAGAUACCUGAGGCUACACCUGAGAUGAAGACUGCCAUUCGUGAUGCCUUACUAGAUAUGUCUGGAGCUUACACCAUGAAGACUGAAGAUAAAGAGGAAACAAAAGAGACUUCGUCAUCAGUUGACGCGAGCACGUCGCAAAAUAUGGAAGUGGACGAAGCGUCGGAGAGCAAAAAAUCGCGACCGAAUCCCUUUGACGAACCCCAGGCUCUGGCACUGUUCGCUUUAUUGGACCACUACAUGCACAGCGAGGACUCGAUGAUACGUUACAUCGCUAUGCGGUAUUCGUCCGUCGUGUUCGCUCAGGACUACGUGCCGUCUCGAUAUCUCUUGCUGCUUGCCAGCGGGGACAGUCAAGACGAUAUAGUGACUGAAGCGCAAAAAUGUCUAUACGGAACGUCACGUCCAAGCGAAAUAGAGGAUGUGGUAAACAACGUGACAAAGAGCGAGACAACCGUCGUGAACUUGGAAGAGGAUGCCCCAAGGAAAGACAAGGACAAAGUGAAUGAAGAGGAAUUAAAAGUUCCCAGUUUCAAAGACGUGGUCAAUUACGUUUGGGAGCAAAUAGACAAGAGAAAGAAAGGUUCAAAUUCGAAACAUAGAUUCGUGAUAGGCAAUCAGGUGCUGCAAUUUCACCCACGAACUUACCAGGAAAUAUUGAGGUAUAUGAGAAUGUGUCUGAACCGCGAUGCAAAUCUGAAAGACUGCUCUAAUCAUCCCAACUGCACCUCGCCUCUACUCGCUAAGUAUUUCCGCGAGAAUUUGCUCAAAACUGAAGUGCUAGAAAGAUACCUAACUAUGAUAACCUCGUUACUCAGUGCUUGUCCAGAAAUGAUGCCUCUUACCUGCUUUUUGGAUAUUGUUGGCUGCGUACCUGAGAUAAUGGCUCCGAAAUAUGUAUCCCUACUGCCAUUCUUUAUGAACCUAUUCACGACUAGUACGAAAGAAGAUAUCAGGGACAUAGCUGCCGUUAUUUAUGCAAUAAUCACCGCAAAUACCAGCAAUAAGUCUGCAAUAGAUAAAGAAAUAAAAGAAUUUGUUGCUCAAAGUCAAGGUAACAAGGGCUUAGAGGCUCAAUGUGGAUAUACCUCUGCCUUCAGUCAUUUGUGUGAACGAUGUAUAGCGUUGUCGAAACGGGGCAAAUUUGGCGGGAAAGGUUUUAAUGCAUCUAAUUGGGAACCAUAUCAAGAAGGAGCGCUAUGUUUGGCUAACUUUCUUGCCAGUCCCCUAACAUUACUUGUUAGUACAUCAUGUAACUCAGUGUCACUGUUGGUGCGAUGCAGCGCAUUGCCUCUACCGAAUACAAACACCGGACAAGAUUCAAUGCUACAAGCGGACAAUCCAUUCAAUAUAAACCAAAAAGAUUAUAAUCCUGAUCAAGUUGUCACAAAAUACACUGUUGCGGAGAGAUUGUUUAGAAUAGUUGGCAACCACACAUUGCCAUCGAAAGUUAAAGAGAGGGCGUUGUUUACAUUGGGAUUGAUGUGUUGUGGUGAAAGGUUGCCAUUCGCGAAACAAAUCGUAAAAGGAUUGUUGCAAAUGGCGAAAGAUAGCAAAGAGUUUGAAAUUCAUCUGCAAAUAGGCGAGUCGCUAGUGCUAUGCGUGGAAGGUGUAAACUCUAACGAGAACCGGGAUCUUUGGACGGAGUUGCCAAAAGAGGGUGAAGCAAAAAUAAGAGAUAGAGAGGCCUUGCAAGAAAAUGAUACAUUGCUUGAAUGGCUACUACAGGAGUUGUUCAAGAUCGGCAAACAUCCUCACCCACAUUCAAGACAGGCAACAAGUAUUUGGUUGCUUGCGCUCCUGAAGAACUGUCCUGAAAGAGAACCAAUCAAAAACAGUUUGCAGGCCUUGCAAAAUAUGUUCAUGGAUUUCCUUUCGGAGAAUAGCGAUAUAGUACAAGACGUAGCCAGCAAGGGUCUUAGUCUUGUAUAUCAGAACUCAGACGAAAGUCGAAAACAAGCACUAGUGGGAGAUAUCAUAGAGCAACUAACCAGCGGAAAGAGAUCCGUCACGCAAGUCACCGAAGAUACAAAGAUAUUCGAAGAAGGGCAGCUGGGAAAGGCGCCAACUGGUGGAAAUUUAUCAACAUACAAAGAGCUGUGUUCCCUGGCAUCGGAUCUAAAUCAACCAGACCUUUUGUACAAGUUCAUGCACCUCGCGCAUCAUAACUCUGUAUGGAACUCUAAAAAAGGCGCGGCGUUCGGGUUCAGUGCGGUGGCGCGCGCGGGCGGCGCGGCGCUGGCGGCGCAGCUGCCGCGCAUCGUGCCGCGCCUCUACCGCUACCGGUUCGACCCCACGCCGCGCAUCCAGCACUCCAUGGCCGCCAUCUGGCACGCCAUCGUGCCCAACACGCAACACACCGUUCAAAAAUACCACAAAGAAAUAUUAGAAGACCUUGUGGCGAACUUAACUUCCAACCAGUGGCGUGUGAGAAUGUCAUGUUGCAAUGCUUUAGCCGAUUUAUUAAGAGGUGCAAAAAGUCUCCACGAUUCAUUAGAGCAGUUGCCGACAAUAUGGGCGCAAUUGUUCCGAGUGAUGGACGACGUUCAUGAAGGGACGCGCCAAGCCGCCACCACUACUGCAAAUGUUCUCUCUAAGUUGUGUAUUCAUGCAGCGGAUGCGGGUCAGGGUAAAGAUGGCAAAGAAGUUGUGUCAGCGAUACUGCCCGUGUUGCUCGACACGGGUAUUACGAACUUGGUCAAAGAAGUUAGAAGCGUCAGCCUGCAGACGGUGUCGAGGCUAGUGAGUGCUGCGGGCGAGCGGCUCGCACCGUUCCUGUCGCGGCUGGUGCCUGCGCUGCUGGGUGCGGCCGGCGAGCUGGAGUCCGCGCGCCUGUCCUACCUGAGCACGGCGCUGGCGGACUCUAGCUCGCGGGACCUGCUCGAUGACAUGCGCGCCAACGCCGCCCGGCACCACUACACCACCGACACCGUCGUUAAGUGUAUGCCGCACAUCAACAUCGAAACCAUGAAGGAAAUGCUUCCAAAGAUCUUUGAGCUCAUAAAAUCUCCCCAACUCGGCACUAAGGUAGCCUGUGCGCACUUCAUUGUGCUGGCGGCGCACUACUUAAGAUCUGAUUUGGAGCCUCUUGCCGGGAAGAUAAUGUCUAAUUUGCUGAACGGAACUUUCGAUAGAAACCCGACGGUUAGGAAAAAUUACGCGGAAGCACUAGGGCAAGUCUCAGCGUUUGCUAAGAGUCAGUCAAUAGAGAAGUUAAUAAAGAAACUUAUAAACCUGUACGAGACGAAGGAGGACGACAUAUCGCGUUCAGCCAUUGCCUUAACAUUGAAAUCCAUUGCCAAAGCAAAAAUUGACCACAUAAAGGACAAUGAGGAAAUACUUGCGCCUGUAGUGUUUCUAGCAAUGCAUGCUCCGAAGGAUGAAGAGAGUCAGACGGUGGAGAUGUUCGAGGAGUUGUGGGCGGAGAUGAGUCCGUCGCGGGAGAGCGGCGUGCGGCGCCACCUGCCCGCGCUGCGUGCGCACGCCGAGCGCGCGCUGGCCGCCAGCAGCUGGGCCAAGAAGAUACAGGCUGCGAAUGCUAUUAAGACGAUAUGUAAGGAGUUGUCCAGCGGCUUGGGCGAUCAACGUGAGCCAUUCAUACGCGCUUUGUUGGCCGCGAUGCACGGAAAGACGUUUGAUGGAAAAGAACAUAUGCUUGACGCCCUAGCCGAGUUGUGCACAGUGAAAGAUGGUGAAACGCCAAUAAAUGUUUCUUUAGCAAACGAGUGCGUGAACGCUCUUCUAGUGGAGAGUCGCAAACAAGAGAUGGUGUACAAGAAGCACGCCAUCAACGCGCUGGGUCGAGCGCUCGCCGAAAUUAACUGCGAUUGCUUCAACCAGGUCUACGAUAUCGUCAAAGUUAUCUUAUCUAAGGAUGAGUUCUCCGUAAGUAAAGACUCCGACGAAGAAGAUAACGAAGGAGCCCGCCACAGAAAGGAACAGUUGACAGCAUUAAAGGAAGCCGCUUACGAGUUGCUCGGAAAGGCGUGGCCCAAAGAACCUCAAACGCAAGAUAAAUACCAAGAGGUGUUUUUCGAGCAUUGUGCGAAAUCAUACGCGUCGUCCACUCGAUCGACGCAGCUCGCGAUAUUGACGUCGAUUGCGCGGGUGUUGGAGAGACUCGCCGUACUGCGCAACGACGGCGAGCCGAUGGAAACCGAUAACGUGUCCACGACGAACAGAGACAAUGCUCUUGCUACGGUUAUACCGCACGUUGUGACUGUCGUCGAAUAUACGCUCAAAAAUAGCAACCAAGUAAGGCACAGGAGAGACGCGCUUAAUGUUAUGGAGAUAUUAAUUAAGCAGUUGAAAGAAUUGAAUAAGACAGAAGAAUUAAACACGCUAAAGAACGUCUUCCAGACAUACGCCCCAGCCUUGGCGAAAGAUUCAUCACACGAAUUAAGAACCAAAGUAGAAAGUAUUAAAGGGUACCUUAAGUAA